Hippocampus comes (tiger tail seahorse) is the source of this 2069-nucleotide messenger RNA. Its product is annotated as neurturin. The record is from RefSeq and is a predicted model, not a curated record. Gene Ontology annotation, molecular function: growth factor activity; glial cell-derived neurotrophic factor receptor binding; receptor tyrosine kinase binding. The coding region runs from base 177 to 866 and encodes 229 amino acids. NCBI's taxonomy places the organism in Eukaryota, Metazoa, Chordata, Actinopteri, Syngnathiformes, Syngnathidae. The transcript is spliced from 4 exons.
CCCCUUUCUUCAGCUGACGUGAAAACAAAAGUCUCAUCGGAAGCUGAGCAGGUGAGGGGACAAAUUUCGUCAAGGCUCGAGAGAAGUUCCAAAACCCCGAUUCCGCCGAUAUCCCUGGAAGUUGACGACUUGGCAGGAGGCCACGCAAGCGUCUCAAUGCUCCUCCACGCUCUAAGAUGAAGUUAUGGAAAAGUGCUACUUUUGCCUUCGUGCUCUGUGGCGCAGCCCUGUCGCUCAUCCUCGUUAGAAACACGGCCACCACCGCCGCCGCCAGCAGACGGCCAAAAGCGAAGAGCAAACAGCAAGCCUCGUCGUUCUCCUCGCGCCAUCCGUCAUUCUCAGGAAGUCCGUCGUCCUUGCCGGCGGCCACCCUCGCCGGCGCUCUUCAUCGGAGGACGCGCUCAGCAGACAACAUGAACUCCCUACUCUCGGAGUUGUCCAUGAUGUUCCAGAGCUUCACCAAAGGCGAGCUUCAGCACGUGGUGGGGACUUUGCUGGACGGCAAGAGACAGAAAAAGCGCGAUCCCAGCCAGACUCGAAGGACUAAAAGAGCCCGGCGGGCCAAGCCGUGCUCGGUGAGGGAACUGGAGCUGACGGUGAGCGAGCUGGGCCUGGGCUACGACAGCGACGAGACGGUGAUGCUGCGCUACUGCAGCGGCAAGUGCGCGGCGCAGAGGCGCAACUACGACGUCACCAUGGAGCACAUGAUGAGGACGGGCUUCCGCAAGAAGGAUCGCAAGGACAAGGUGAGCGUCGGCCCCUGCUGCCGGCCCACCGCCUUCGAGAAGGACUUCUCCUUCCUGGACAAUCGCAGCCGCUACCACACCAUACAGAACAUUUCGGCCAAGAACUGCGGCUGCGUAUAGCCCCGCCCCCCGGGGGAAGACCCACCCACUUCUUCGCGCUGCUCUAAGCUCUUCUCACCAGGGGAAACUACGGAAUACAAACUCAAGAUCAGGAUUACGUUCAGGAAGCUAACUGCUCAAGGGACAAGCGGCCAGACUGUGACUGCUAUCCACAAUUUUUUUUUUUUGUUUUUUGUAUUCGCUUUUUCUAUCUGUGUAGUAACACUGUAAACAACGGUGUCCAAGCUAUGUCGCGACGUGACGCAUUGUCGUCAUUCCCCCGACGACGAACGUCCCGAGUCAUCCCGAAUCGCAAAUAGCGCAAACCCGAAUAGCUUUGGCGACAUGAGCCCCGAGCGGGUGCGAAACUGCCACCAAAAUUGGGCAACACGUUAUCGCAACAAACAUCGGCAGCAGACAGUUUUGUUUUUUGGACAUUUUCACACAGAUCAACAAUCCAAGAAGGCUGCGCUCGCUCCAAUUCACAUUUUCACUCAAAGUCGUCAAGAAGCUAACCGGGAAUACUGCUGCUUUGGGUUUUCGGCUUCCACAACUUUCAACCAAUUUCUUAACAAACCUAACAGGAUUAUUUCAUGUUUGGUCAAACCAAGUCAUGAUCCGACUCUCCUAAGAUGGGCCCCGGUAGCUCGUCAAUGCUAAUCAUUGCACCAGCGCUUAUGCUAACCUGAACCAAACCACAUGUCGCGUUGUGCGGGAAAAAAGUCCUAUUUUUCCUCAUCGCAGCUCAUUCCUCAAGAAGUGUUCUUCAUUCGAGCAACGGCAAAGUCACGUAUUUGUUGUACACCACUCAAAUUAUUUGAUUUAUUGAGCUGAGCAACACUCGAUUCAUUCUGAGUCCAUAUCCGGAUCACCCGAAGUUGGGUUUAAAGUAACGUCGCAUAUUUCCUGUCCCCAAACUAUUUCAUUUCUGAAGUCGAGGAAUUAUCUAUCGAUUUUGAACAAUAUCAAAAGGCGCAUGUGCAACACAACAGAGUCGAAAUAUUAUUUGAAUGUUGGAUACGCGCACGCACAAGGGAGUCCUUGUCAAGAGAACAACUUGCUGGUACAAGCGAGCUCCGUGUUUUUGACACUUUCCAUCGAGCGAAAGAGCAAAAGAGGAUUUGGAGUGCAGAUGACAUCGAAGGAAUGUGCCGCAGAAACAAUUAAAACAAUUCGGGCCUCCUCGCUACAAGUGAAUGACUCAUUCGCUUGGCAGCAAUUAAA